Messenger RNA from Grus americana (Whooping crane), 9890 nucleotides. RefSeq names its product myotubularin related protein 3 (gene MTMR3). Gene Ontology annotation, biological process: dephosphorylation; regulation of autophagy. NCBI's taxonomy places the organism in Eukaryota, Metazoa, Chordata, Aves, Gruiformes, Gruidae. The coding region runs from base 866 to 4501 and encodes 1211 amino acids. The record is from RefSeq and is a predicted model, not a curated record. The transcript has 25 exons. Gene Ontology annotation, molecular function: protein phosphatase binding; phosphatidylinositol-3-phosphate phosphatase activity; metal ion binding.
UGCCUGGCCCCGCCGUGCCCGCGUCUAGUGCGGCCGCCAUGUUGUUGUGGCUGUGAGAAGCGGCGGAGGCAGCCAGGAGCCCAGCGACCCCGGCCCAGGCAGGAGGCCGCGCCCCGGGAGGGGGUGUGGGGGGCUCCGCGCCAUGCCCUGCCCCGUGUUCUAUUCUUUUGAUGGGAUCUGAGCAGACAUUGUCCUUCUCUGGCAUGGAUUUCCAGCUGAAGCACAGCUGUAUGCUCUGCUGAUCAGCUGAUAGGUGGAUGGGCACUAACUGCUGGUUGCCAAUGUGAAGUAUUGGAAGAGUAUCAUCUGAAACUUUCUGGGACAGAGGGCUGUUUUAUUAUCUCAUUCUUCGAUCAAGGAGAACAGCGCAUCACGUAAUCUGAAAAACAUACAGUGAGAAGCAAAAGCUAGAAGCUGAAACCAGAUGCAUUUGAGAAGUGCUGAACCCCUCCUUUCUUGGUAUCUUCAACUCAAGAGUAGACAUGGGUUUGGGAGAUAAGCGUAACCAAACACAACAUACGUAAAGUACCGAGUCACGCUGGAAUCAAGCACGAGGGGAAGAACCUGCCUGAAUUAAAAAAAUUGGAUAUAAGAGAAAUCUUGAAAUCAGAUUGUAACUCCCGUAUUUACUUCCAUCAUUAAGUUCCUAAUAGGGUCAAUUGCGUAAUCUUCAAGACUGAAUGCUCUUCGAUAUUUCCAGAAAAUUUGCGAAUGAUAAGAUUGGGGCAUUGUUAGAUAGUGGAGAGAGCAAUUCACUAGUGUAUAGUGAUCUGGAGCUCUUGGAAAGAUUUUAAUAAUAAGUGAAGAAGAGCCUCAAAGUAUUGUGAGUAAAGACGAGGAUUUCUCCUCCAGUCCAGGGCCUGUCAUGGAUGAAGAGACUCAGCACAGCCUUGAAUGCAUCCAGGCAAAUCAGAUUUUUCCCAGGAAGCAGCUGAUCCGAGAGGAUGAGAACCUUCAGGUCCCGUUCAUUGAACUUCAUGGUGAGAGUACAGAGUACGUAGGACGAGCAGAGGAUGCCAUCAUUGCACUUUCUAAUUACAGGCUUCACAUCAAAUUCAAGGAGUCUGUUGUGAAUGUUCCAUUGCAGCUUAUAGAAAGCGUCGAGUGCCGUGAUAUAUUUCAACUUCAUUUGACUUGCAAAGACUGCAAGGUUAUAAGGUGUCAGUUUUCUACCUUUGAGCAGUGUCAAGAUUGGCUUAAGCGACUGAACAAUGCCAUCCGCCCUCCUUCGAAGAUAGAAGACCUUUUCUCAUUUGCCUAUCACGCUUGGUGUAUGGAGGUAUAUGCUAGUGAAAAGGAACAGCACGGGGAUUUGUGUCGGCCAGGAGAACAUGUAACUUCAAGGUUUAAAAAUGAAGUAGAGCGGAUGGGUUUUGAUAUGAACAAUGCCUGGAGGAUUUCCAACAUCAAUGAGAAGUACAAGCUCUGUGGUAGUUACCCCCAGGAAAUCAUAGUGCCUGCCUGGAUCACGGAUAAAGAGCUAGAGAGUGUGGCAAGCUUUCGGUCCUGGAAACGUAUCCCUGCCGUUGUGUACAGGCACCAGAGCAACGGAGCAGUUAUUUCCCGCUGUGGACAGCCCGAGGUCAGUUGGUGGGGCUGGAGGAAUGCAGAUGACGAACACCUUGUCCAGUCUGUAGCCAAAGCCUGUGCCUCAGAUUCGAGGUCCAACAGUAACAAAUUAAUGAAUGGAAAUUGUUCCAGAGAUUUCUCCAAUGGAGGGGACCUCUCUGAUGUGGAAUUUGAUUCUUCAAUCUCUAACGCUUCAGGAGCAGAGAGUUUGGCAAUACAGCCUCAGAAGCUUUUGAUCUUAGAUGCGCGAUCUUACGCAGCAGCUGUGGCGAACAGAGCCAAAGGCGGAGGCUGUGAGUGCCCAGAAUAUUAUCCAAACUGUGAAGUGGUGUUCAUGGGGAUGGCAAACAUUCAUUCUAUCCGGAAGAGCUUUCAGUCGCUGCGUUUGCUCUGCACACAAAUGCCAGAUCCAGGAAAUUGGUUAUCAGCUCUGGAAAGUACCAAAUGGCUGCAGCACUUAUCUGUGCUUCUGAAAUCUGCCCUACUUGUGGUUCAUGCCGUGGACCGAGACCAGCGACCAGUCUUGGUGCACUGCUCAGACGGCUGGGACCGAACCCCCCAGAUAGUGGCGCUGGCCAAACUGCUGCUAGAUCCGUAUUACAGGACCACAGAGGGUUUCCAGGUGCUAGUGGAGACAGAGUGGCUGGAUUUUGGCCACAAGUUUGCAGAUCGCUGUGGCCAUGGUGAGAAUUCGGAUGACCUAAAUGAGCGCUGCCCAGUGUUUUUACAGUGGCUGGACUGCGUCCAUCAGCUCCAGAGGCAGUUCCCUUGCUCUUUCGAGUUUAACGAAGCAUUCCUUGUGAAAUUGGUGCAGCACACCUACUCUUGCCUCUUUGGUACAUUCCUGUGCAACAAUGCGAAAGAGAGAGGAGAAAAACACACUCAGGAACGGACCUGUUCUGUCUGGUCUUUGCUGCGGGCAGCAAACAAAGCCUUCAAAAACCUGCUCUACUCCUCCCAGUCGGAAUCUGUGCUGUAUCCAGUGUGCCAUGUGCGUAAUCUGAUGCUCUGGAGUGCUGUUUACCUGCCGUGCUCUUCCCCCUCUACGCCCGCUGAUGACACCUGCGCCCCAUACCCCGUUCCAGGCUCUAGCCCUGAAGAUCAGCCUCUGGGCAGGUUACCAAAGACAAGAUCAUUUGACAAUCUGACAACAGCCUGUGAUAGCAGCGUGCCUACAACCAAUCGCCGUAGCAGUGACCCCAGCCUCAAUGAGAAGUGGCAAGAGCACCGUCGAUCUCUGGAGCUGAGUAGCCUCGGUAACCCUGGGGAUGAUCCCUUCGAUGGAGACAGCCUGAGUAAACAAGGCAGGGCUCCAGUUGGAGCAGAACUCUCUGUUGCAGCUGGUGUGGCAGAGGGACAGAUGGAGAACAUUUUGCAGGAGGCCACUAAAGAUGAUGUUGGUCUGGAGGAGCACUUAAGGGGUAGCCUAGAGACAGUAGGUAAAGGGGAUGAGAUUGCCCUGGACAAAAAGAGAACUGAAAAUCUACAUGGGUAUGUCAGUGACUUCUGUGAAAAGGCUGAGGCAGAUAAAGGUGUUGUAAUGAACAAUCCAGCAGCCAACCCGCAUCCGGUUUCACAGGGUGCUUCUGAGCUUGAAGGACAGCAGGAUGGGCAUUCUGAUCUCAGUAAUGCCAUCCAGAACUUAGCUUGGGUGAAAGGACUACAGACUGUUCCUCUGGAGGGCUUUGUAAAUAGAGACGCUCAAAAGAACACGGAGGAGGAAGGCGUUAGCAAACCUGAAGGAGAAGCAGAGAGCCUGUACAAUACAGCGCAGGCCAACCUUCUGUUACCUCUGACAAUCCCGCACGAGGCAAGAGCAUCCAACAUUGAAAGUUCUACAGAAACCUUAACAGAGAAUGAAGUGAAGCAAGAGCUUGUUCCUAAGGGCCCUUGCCAUGGACCUCACCUGGUGGACAACAGCACUGACGAGCUUUCUCGAACUAUUGAAAAUAGGCCGGAGGGGGAGAGCAUGCCAGAACUUCAAAAACAGGGAGCAAAAGUGCAUAGGACUUCUGGUAGCAGCAACACACGCAUCCCAAUGCCUUCCCCUUGUGCCUUGCCUUUAGCUGAAUGUAAAGAUGAGAUUGUGUGUAACGGAGAGCUGGAGCCCGAGAACAAGAUGACAGAGAAGCCUGCGGGGUUUAGUAUCGCCCAGAAAUACCACGUGACAAAUGGACACUGUGUGAAUGGAGAGGACGGUAGGAUCAAAGCCUCUCUGAGUCGGCAGGUCUCCACAGCUAGCUGUAGUUCUGCACAGUUUCACUUGAGGAACUUGCACCAAAAAUGGAUGGUUAGUCAUCUUGGUAAGCAGCAGGCAGCCAGCAGCCCAGACCAACCUGCCAGAAGUCACCUGGAUGAUGACGGGAUGCCUGUCUACACUGAUGUCAUCCAGCAGCGCCUGCGCCAGAUAGAAACUGGGCAUCAGCAAGAAGUGGAGACCUUGAAGAAGCAAGUGCAAGAGUUGAAGAGCCGGUUGGAGAGCCAGUUCCUGAACAGCUCCUUACGUCUCAACGGUGAUUAUGGAGACGAAGUGACUUCUAUACCCGACUCGGAAAGCAAUCUGGAUCAGAACUGCUUGUCUCGCUGCAGCACAGAGAUUUUCUCUGAAGCCAGCUGGGAACAGGUGGAUAAACAGGACACAGAGGUGACACGAUGGCUUCCAGACCACCUGGCUGCACACUGCUAUGGCUGCGACAGUACGUUCUGGCUUGCCAGCAGGAAGCACCACUGCAGGGACAUUGACCGUGUCGAUCAAAUCUGGAAUUGUGGCAAUGUGUUCUGCUCCAGUUGCUGUAACCAGAAGGUGCCCGUUCCCAGUCAGCAGCUCUUUGAACCCAGCAGAGUCUGCAAAUCCUGCUACAGCAGCUUGCACCCCAGCAGUUCCAGCCUUGAUCUUGAACUGGAUAAACCCAUCACUGCCACGUCAAAUUAAAGUUCCAGCCUCGGAGCAGCGGGGGAGCAGCUGUGCCGACUCUUCCCCAAGAGACGUGCAGAUUCUCGGUGGGCUGAGGCUGGGAGGAUGCGGGAGCUGUGCACUUUGGAGGUUGGGGCGUGGAACACCGCUCGGCAGGACAGACCUGGAGGACGUACCGCUGGAUUGUGGGAUUCUCCUUUUCCAGCUGUUCCCCCUUUCCUUUCUGUCCUAUCUGUGUGUAUGUGUCUAUGCGCGUGUGUGUGUAUAUAUAAUAAUAUAUAUAUGUUUGUUUGCUGGAAGAUUGUGGAAGUGGGAAGGGAGCUGGUGCCAGAACCAGAUUUCCCUUUUGUGUUUAACUGCCCCACUGCCGAACUGUUGCAGACAGACAAUUUUGGGGAGGAAAGGAGAAGAGGGGAAUUGGUCCAGCCGAUGUGCAGAGUGUGAAUACCUGUAGCGUCAGCGCUAGUGCUUUCAAUCACUCCCGUUACUUCCAAACAAGAAACUGCUGUUUGGGAACCUGUUGCUGCUAGAAGAAAUGGGAAUCUCUUUCCCAAGAGAGCACUCUCCCUCUCUGUUCUUAGAGUGGGCUUAGAUAUCCUCGCUGCGUGAAGGGGAAUCGGUCACGGAUUUCCAUACUCGGCGGCUCUGCGUGCACGCGUGAUCUGUGUGUUCUGUUGCCGUCAGCCCUGCAGCUGUGGCUCGGAGAGGAGACACCUGGACUGGCUGGCUAAGGAAAGUGCGUGCUUGUUUGCGAGAGGUGAGAAAGGGAUUGAGCAGGCGGCCAAGCUGAGAUGGGUUUUACACUGGCGCCUCUCUCAAGUUCUGUAAAUGCAAUUCAUUAUUUAAAACCGAGUGGGAAAGUAGAUGACCUUCAACUUCUGUCCCUGCCCCGUCUGUAGGAUGGUUUACUCGAUGCAAAGCUACUUUUGGAGCAGUGCACUUGUCGUGGUUCGUACAAACAGGCCGUCGUGUGCUGUUGUUCAGACUCGCACUUUAAUGAGACUAUCCAAACCAACGAAAGAGCAACUGUGAUACGCUGGUGUUUUCGCUGGGCUUGGUCCAUGAGGAGUGCACUGGUGCUUCUAAUGCUCCUGGGACGUCUCCUCCUUUUGCAGUCUUUAUUCAGUAUACUCCAGAUAGGAAAAACCUGCCUGAGGAUUUUAUACAGACCUACAGUACAUCAUGGAUUCCCCUUCUUCCUUCUGUCCCAAUCCGAGUCACUUCUAAGGUCACCUCAUUAAAGUGUGAAUCUCUUGAAUAUGUUUUUUAAUGAGUGUUAGGUACUCCUCCCCUUCUCCUUCUGAUAGAGCCUGCUUAGCGCGGUUUGGCGAGGAAGAAACGUAGAUCCUGCUUCACAGUGUGUUGCCUGGACAAAGUUACAGCUUCUUGUGUGAUAUUCUCAAGAACAACAACAAAAAAAAUCCUGCUGGAGUAUUUGAGAGUUUUAAAUACAAAACCUCAAAAUCUAAGAAACCUUGGGAAAGGAGUGCUUCCCUUCCCUGGAAUGUCAGAAUUGCAUAAUCCAAAGCGAGUAUCACGCAGAGAAAACAAUCUCAGUAUAUUUGUUAGGCCUGAGGGGGAAAAGAAAAGUCAAGGUAUUUUAUUUUUUACUUUGAACUUCCCACACCCUUUGCAAGGGUCGUUACACUGCUGCGGCGCGAGCUUAAGAUUCCCAAGACAAAGAUGAAGGUCCGAGGCCGGUUUAGAGUAGUGGGGAGGGCGUCUGCUAACGAAGCGUCUUGGGAUCUCCUCGGUGCGGGUUUGGAAACGUUUUCCAAACCACCAGGAGGGAAGAGCAAAGAAAAAGAUGGGUUCUCCAGUCGAGUUGUGUCUACGAGUAUUUGUUCCUAAAGCAGUGCAGCGAGUGUCCGGGAUAGACCCGUGGGCGUUGCUGCUCCCUGUAAAGCAGAGGCGGCUGGAGCAGGAAAAGGGUAACGUGCGGCUCCCAGCUCCGGCUCUUCCCCCGCGGGGCCGGUGAGAGGUCUGACGUUGGGGGACGCGCCGACGUCGUGUGGGUUUGUGGUGCAAAUAGUCCCAAAUGAGUCUGAGGUUCUGCAGUUCCUAAUGACAGGUGCCAAGAGGUUAUGAUACGGGUUUGGGGGUCUGUGAUGUACAGUGUGAAUAAAUGCUUGCAGCUCUUAGUCUUUUUUUGAUCAAUGAAGCACUUUUUUUAUUAAUAUUAUUUUUCUUUGUAUGUAAAGGAGGAACCAGUAUCUCUCCAUAGCUGUAUAUAUAACCGUUCUCUCCUAAAGAGAGUAAAGUGCUCCUAUAUUUUUCAUUUUUGUCAAAGCGAGAAGUAAAUACUUUAGAAUUGUUAAAUAUAUAAAUAAAAGUGAAUAAAGUUUAGACUUUUGCAUGGGAGCAUUUGCUAACACACUUUCUAAUUUUUUAUUUUUCUUUCCUCUCCUUCGUAGGGGAUAUAUUUGAGGUUCAGCAGAAACACCAAGGCCUUUGAAAAAGGAGGCUGCAGCAGGCUGCCUCUUGCUUUCUUUUCCACUGUGUGUCUUUGCAAGGAACAACAAACUGUUGCUCCUAAACUUAGAAGGAAAAAAAAAAUAUUAAGCUUGGUUUUCCUGGUGCGAGAGUCCCAGGGAGGGGGGGAAAGGACACAACCUGUGCACACCACCGGGUCCGGUCAGUACAAUCGGCACGGUUGUCUGAGGCUGGAGAACCGUAAGAGUCUCCUCUUCCUCGGUACCUCGUUUUUCUUUUUCCCCUGAACCACCCAUCAUAUUGCAAAGCGUUGAUCUGACAACGUUAGCCCAAAUGUAGGAGCAGCCCAGGUCACCCGGGAAUUCCCCCUGCUGCUCCCAUUUGGAAAAGGAAGCUCGAUGUCUUCCCUCCCCUGCAGCGAGUGAGCAGAGCGAGGUGGGGCAGGAGACAGGGCCCGGUUCUCAUUUGCACACUUUCUGCCUUACUCUCGAUGCUGGAUGGUGGAGCUGUGGCUCUUUGGGCACAAACCAGACUCGCUCAGGUUCACUAUCUUUUAAUCUUUUCCCAGAAGGUGGAAAACUCAACUGCUGUUUGUCCUGCAAAAGUCUCUUCCUGUGCAAGGGUCCGAUUAUUCUCAUUUUCCUCGGACCACUUGGUUUCAGCCGCUUGGCUGCACGCACUCCUGUCACGUCAGCUCCUACUCCAUCGCUUCUUUUCUUACAUAUUUGAAGGCGAGAGAGAGGAUUUGCCCUGAAUUCUCAGUCAGGGGGACUGAAGAGCUCCUUGAGCAACUGUGAGUUAUUUUGGGACAGGCCUGUUCUAAUCACAAGACGUUGUGCACAAUCGCUUUCUAAUCUCAUGGUAUUUAUUUAAUCAAAUAAAACUGCAGAUUCUGGGCAGAGCUGUGAUCGCAGCUGGGGUUUGUAUCUACAGCUUCAAGAAUAAGAGAAAGAAAAGCAUAUAUAAUGUUUUGCACUAUUAAGAACAUGCAAAGGAACAGCAGGUUUUCAAUUAUACACCAGAAUUUGAUUUUAUAUAGCUCCUUUCAUCCCUGAGUUACUUCAGAGUGCUUUUUCAAUCAUUCAUUACUCUGUAGACGUUAUGCGCCCACUGGUGCUGCCAGCCCCGGACCCCGCACCGCCGGGAUGUUCUCUGCUUGGGAAACGCUGAGCAAAGUCCCGCGAGUCUCCUCUGCUGAUGUCAGAGAGAGAAAUCUUAACUGCCGCAGAGCGUGGAGCUGUUACUGUGCUGAAGGGCUUCGCGUCGGGGGCGUCAACGGGCAGGGAGCUCUGCUAGAGGAGCUGGCAUCGUGUCGGAGCUCGUUUGCCGGUGAUCCGUUCUUCCUAACGAAUGUCCUUUUCUCUUCUGUUACAGCUCUCGAAUGGCACGAGAGCCUGAAAGGAGAGCAGCGCUGCGAUCGCAAUCCGCAGCUUUAGCGCUGUCUUACACGCUGUAAAACAAUCUCCUUAACGUAAAGGCGAUUUGUGCGGCUUAUCGGGAGUCUCGCAAAUAGCGUUAGUGGCUGAGGAACAGGACAAUCUCUGAGCGCUGAGGGUCCCUCUCGUCCCCAGGUAGGACAGCAGCCAGCCCAGCCUCUCCUUGCCGGCAGAGGCAGCAGUGAUCUUACAGGCUGGGCAAUUAAAUUACCAAUUAAUUAAUCAUAUUAGUGAAUUGGAUGGGUUGAGGUGUGGCGGCAGCAGUGUCUAGGAUGGAAAACCAAAGGCUCUUUGGUGAAGGGGAAGGUGUCGGGAAGCUCGCCGCUGCUCAGGAGAGGCUGUGGGCUGGAGCCCACGCUGGAGAGGUUUGGAGCUGUGAGGACACUGCCGAGGGCCGCAGCCGCGUGCAGGAAAGCUGGGUGGGUUCCGAGCCCGUCUAACAGCACGCUGGUACUUUAUGGUUAGCCUGCGAUUGUCACUGUAAUAGAUGCUGAAUUAGUCAGUGCGAGGUUUUGAGAAAGCCGUGUCUGGGGUCGGUGAGAAGACGGGGUUUCACUGGGCUGUGCUGGAAGGGGAUGCUCGGGCAGGCCAGCUCUCCGACGCUGGUGAUCCGGUGCGGGAUCCGGUGCGGGUUUCACUCAGUCCUUAGAGCCGCCCUCGGCUAGAAUCCAUCACUGGCAUCUCGGAACUGGCUGGUGAGUUCCGUGGAACAACCUUUCUUAUUCAAAAAGCAAAAGCAGUGAUUUAGGCUCUCUUUUUGAGGCAUGAGAUGAGCGAUGCCGCCUCUGCUCGUGCAGCGGUGCAGCCUGCGCUGCCCAGCACCGCGUUGGUGCUUUUGGUUUUCCUCUGACGGCCAGAGGAGUGAUUCUCCAGCAGCCCAGACCCACCCCGGGCAGCGUGAAGUUCCUUUUUUUAACAAUUUGGUUCAUUUUUUGAUGAAGGAGGGAAUCCACCAGCAUUAGAGCAAGGAUGCAGAAAGAGAAACGGAACCUUUUAAUGCAGCUGCGUCCAUACAAGCGUUUGUCCAUCUCGCUGUCCCUACGCCAUAGUGACGUGCCGUUUCCUGGGCAGAGGAAUAACCAGUUCCCAUCCCUCCAUUUUACACAUGUAACACAGGCAUCGGAGCUCGGAUUGUCGCAUUUCGGGAUUUAAGAUUACCAUAUUCUUCGGACUUCCAAAUUUUUUUAAAUGCUGCUAAAGUUUUAUCUUACUAUUUAACAAAUAUGGUUUUUUAAACCGAUUUCCCAUAGUUAUGUUAUUAAAUGAUUUUUACCUUGCAGUGGCAACAGGUGAUGCAUUUGAUUGUACAUUUUUUUUUUUGGUGGGAUUUGUAUUAAAAUGACAUCUGAAAUCUUGAUUAAUUACUUCAAGAACAUUAAAUGUUUUAAAACAUGCAAACCGAUGAGAGCAGAGAGCUGUUUAGCAGCAGUAUAAAUGUUAGACCCUAGCGCUUAUUUGUUUGUAACAGCAUUUAUUCUGCUGUAGCCUCAGAGUGAAUAUUUAGAUCUUAAUAAAUUUGUCAUUUUCCUACACAGUGA